Stereum hirsutum FP-91666 SS1 is the source of this 547-nucleotide messenger RNA. RefSeq lists its product as uncharacterized. The coding region runs from base 224 to 454 and encodes 76 amino acids. The record is from RefSeq and is a predicted model, not a curated record. Lineage: Eukaryota; Fungi; Basidiomycota; Agaricomycetes; Russulales; Stereaceae. The transcript is spliced from 3 exons.
UGAUGCCUACACGACAAAAUUUAUACUAGUUCAGGAGGGCGUCGCAUGAGCGUUCCCGUCAGGUUUUGUCAACGCGUUGAAUUAAGUGUGGGUGAGGAAAACGGGAUAGUCAUCGGGACCAAGAUCGUGGAGCAUGUAGAUGUGCUUUGACGUCGGGUGCGAUAAAGGGCGGGGACUAGAGUUAGACUAGAACGAUACUUAGAAUUUCAUGUUAUGGACCGGCAUGGCUUUGAAGUUGAAGAAAGAAGGAGAUGUGGGACACUAUCAGGCGGUGCGUCAGUGCGUCGCCGUAAAGACGAGGAUGGCUGUGAAGAGGACAAUUGUUUUUCUCUUAGAGGCUGUUGCUCAUUGCGUGUUCUAUCAAGGAACGACGACGAGCACGCUUGCGCAGCCUGCUCAGCCCGAGCAUACUUACUCUGAUCAAUUGUCCAAUCUUCGGGGUGACAUGUUCUAGCAAAAGUCGAACAACCGAAAUAAGAAUGCGCACAUUCCAGGAAAGCAGGAGAUGAAAAAGAAAGAAAAAUCGAAUUAGCUCAGAGAUACUAAG